AUGAGUCACUUACUGUGGAAAUACUACUGGGAAGAUGAUGUCGACAGGUUUCGGCGUCUGCUGGCCCCAACCAGCUACAACACGCAGGCUGUGUCAAGGAGCCCAGCCAUAGGGGGGUCCGGCAGCUUCUUUGGAGGAAGUUAUGGCGGCCCAGGCACCUCUCCACGAUCAGCUACCAAGCAGCGCCGGGCAUCCGGACACCCGCAGACUCCAGCCAGGUCCAAGGACGCCAACACGAACCUCGGACGAGCCGAAAUCAACAGCCGCGACCAUGCCGGCCUGACUGUCUUGCUGCGCGCCGCCUCCUCGACCGAACCGAAUGCCUACGAGUUCGUCCGCGCCCUUAUCGAACAUCCUGCCAUCGACCUCUACGCCCAAGACCCCGAGAGCGGCUGGAAUGCCCUCCACCGAUCCUUGUAUGCUGGAAAUGUUUCGAUUGCGCGCUUGCUGUUGGAGAAGGAACGGGUCGAUUUGACGAACCACAACCUGAGCGCCGUCAACAAGGUUGGUCUUUUGAUCAAGACCAAGGACCAUGAGGGAAACAGUCCUUUCGAUGUCUACAACUCGACGAUUGCCGCGAGAUCGCUGAACGACACGGACGAUGGAAGCAGCUCGGAUAGUGACGCUGAUAGCGUGGAUAGUACAGGCGAUGGGGCACAUCAAACGCUCAAGGUUCCCCAUACCUUUCAGUCUUCCAUUGACGGCGACGAGCUCUUUGUGUUUGGCAGCAACAAGAAUGUGUCCCUAGGAGUUGGCGACGAGGAUGAUCGACAGUAUCCCGAGCGCAUCCACCUCUCCCGUCCAGACCUCCUUGUGCAUCGGUUUCACCACUCGCACCUUGAAAGUCUGGAUAUGGACGCCCCUGUCUCACUGGAUCUUGACCAAAUCCCAACCUUGGUCCGCAAUCGCCCUUUAAUUAUUCAAGAUGUGACAAUGUCAAAGCUUCACAGCGCCAUCUUAACGACCGACCCAGUUUCAAAUCUCUACAUAUGUGGAGUUGGACGCGGAGGAAGACUCGGUCUUGGUCAUGAGAAUACCCAGUUCAGGUUUGUGCCUGUGGAGGGCCCCUUUAUAGACAAAAAGGUCCAUCAAGUUGCCCUCGGACAGAACCAUUCCAUGGCAGUCGCAGGAAAUGGAGAACUCUGGACUUGGGGGUUGAACUCUUGCUCACAGCUCGGAUAUGCGCUGCCACCACCAAUGAAGGCAGAUGAAGAACCAAUGAGCCUCACACCGCGCCAGGUUUUUGGUUCCCUCAAAAAGGAGAUCGUUCUUGGUGUGGCUGCAUCAGCGAACCACUCGGUUGCCCAUACAGGAUCCUCUCUAUUCACCUGGGGGCGAAAUGUAGGGCAGCUUGCUCUCAUGGACGCCGACUCGAGGUCACUCGACGUGCAACCUACCCCCAGAAAGGUUGCCGCCUCCCUCCUGGCAGCCCCGAUUGAUAUGGUCUCGGCCAUCGACAAAGCUACCAUUUGUCUCCUCUCCAACCACACGGUCUGGGUUUUCAGUCACUAUGGCUAUAACCUGGUCAAAUUUCCAUUCCCCGAUGUUUUCACAAAUCACACUUUGAUGAAUUCUUCCUAUUCAAAUCGGUACGACCCGGGCCGAAGAGAAAUCAGUUCCAUUGCCUCAGGAGGCGAGACAAUCGCUGCGGUGACGGCACGCGGAGAUCUCUUCACGCUACAUCUCAACCACAAGGGGGACCCCAGCCAAUCUGCCGCGUCCACCACCAACCCGGUCAAGAUCAAGAACGCCCUGACUCAACCCCAAUGCAUCUGGGAUUCACGCAAGGACGGGGUCGCCUCUGUGGGAGUCGGCGAGCAUGGUUCAGUCAUCAUCUGUACCGAAUCAGGGGCUGUCUGGAACCGAGUCAAGCGUACCAAAGGCAAAAUGACUGGAUUCGCAGAGUCGGGAGCAAAGCGCAAGGACUUCAAAUUCCAGCGAGUUCCCUACAUCACCAACUGCGUGGCCGUUCGAAGCUCCAUCUUUGGCGCGUUUGCUGCCAUCAGAAAAGACAGCAAAGUGAUGGCUCAAGAGAUCAAGAUCUCGGAAAAGUCACUGCGCGACGAAAUCAGCUCUCUUCUCUGCCUCAACAGUUUCCGGGCCCCGGACCUAGGCGAGACCACGACUGGUCAUGAAGCCUUCGAGAAGGCCAUCGUCCGCGAGAGGCCUGGCUCGGUUCCUUAUGAAAUCCUUCGGUCAUCCAACAUCGUGCAGCAUCUGCUGAACUGGCUUUCAAUGAAUUCGUUCCAGUUUGACGAUAUGAACAUGGCGGUUUGCUCGUCUGAUGCACCCGAAGUGAGGAUACCAGUUCAUAGCUGGGUUCUUGCUGGGAGAAGUUCAGUCCUGCGGCAUGGUUUAUCAGAGUUGCGCAGCCGUGGUUCAUCGUUUAGCACAGAUUCCUUCAGCCUCGAAAUCGACGAGCACAAGGCCUUGCUGACGCUGUUUGGGGUUGAUAUCUACACAGUUCUCAACAUCGUUGUCCACGCUUAUCAAGACAGUUUCGUGCCUGUAUGGAGGUACACACGCGAAUCACCAGCGGAUGCUCCCCGCUUCCGGCGUGUCAGGACUGAGCUGAUGAAGAUGGCGACGAAUCUCGCCUUGCCCAAGUUAGAGGCAGCAGUUCGCUUGCAGACAGGGGUGGACGAGUCUCUCGAUACCGACUUCAAGCAGGCGAUUUAUGACCCUAGCUUCUUUGAUGAUGGUGACAUUAUCCUUGAACUGGAUGGAGAAGAUGUCACAGCCCAUAGCCAGCUACUAUGCCAGCGAUGCCCGUUCUUCGAGGGUUUGUUUAAUGGCCGUUCUCAAGGUCAGUGGCUCGCUGGACGUCGGGACGGCAUGGGCGAAGCGGACAAGAUCAUGGUUGAUCUCAAGCACAUCGAUCCUGACAUCUUUCACUACGUCAUGUCAUUCAUCUAUGCCGACAUCGGGCAAGAGCUCUUUGACGAAGUAUCGGUGGCCAACCUCGAUGAGUUGUCAGAGCUUGUCCUGGGCGUCAUGAGCGCUGCAAACGAGCUGAUGCUUGACCGGCUCUCUCAAGUUUGCCAAAGUCUCAUUGGAAAGUUCGUCACCACACGGAACAUCUCAAACCUGCUCAACGAGAUCAGCCCGUGCUCUGUUACAGAGUUCAAGGACACUGGGCUUGAGUACAUCUGUCUCCAGCUCGAAUCGAUGCUUGAAAACCACCUCCUGGAUGACUUGGAUGAAGACCUUCUUUUUGAGCUCGAUGAAGUAGUCCGUGAUAACCAGCUUGCGCGACUUCCGUUUGCACGGAGCGGAAGGGCAACCUUGCUACUUCAUGAGAAGUAUCCAGAGCUGGCUGCCGACAUUGACGAAGAGCGACAUAUCAGAAUCAAAGAGAUGGCAUUCAAGGCCAUGCAGAGGGAGGAUGAAAAGAAGCUUUCAUCAUCUUUCAAGGCACGGAUUGGGAGCCUGGAUGAUGGUAGUCCCUUACAGACACCAGACACCCGGCGCAAGUCAAGAAGUGCACGCAACGAACCGUUCAGUCCUAACCUGCGACCCAAACAGUCACAGGCUGAACUGAUCUUUGAUAUGGACGACGAGGAUGACCCGACGCUCACCAACACGCGGUCACCCAUGAAUGAGCCGUCCAGUCUCCGUCUCCCCAUCGACACUGAAGACAUGCCACAGCUACCCAAGGCUUGGAGGGAAGCCAAGGGCAAGGAACCUUUGGAUGUUGCCCAGAGUCCAACGCCCAACGCCUUCUCUUUGUCGCCCAUGCUGCAGCCAUCAGAGCUAGAGGUUACGAAAACUUCAUCAAGUGCCAUGUCAAAACCCGGCGCACCCUGGGCAUCUUCUACGCUGGCCACGUCAAAGCUCGACUUGAAAGACAUCAUGUCAGAGGCAUCUACAUCUGCGCUGACCGCCGGACUCCAGGCGCAAAAGACAAAGGACGCAACUGCCAAUAAGCCCCAGACGAAGAUAUCACAAAAGGAGCGGAAAAGACAGCUUCAAGCGCAGGCGGCGGCUGAAGCGGCCGCCAGAGAUGAAACGGCCAACCGAGUGCCAUGGGAACCAGUGCCGCCAGGUGGAAAGCCUGCGCCUUGGAAGACAGCUAGCCCAGGGCCCAAGACAUCGUUGAAAGAGGCAAUGACGGCAGAUGCCAAGAUAUCCGGAGUACCGUCUGUCAAGGCUAAGCCGCUGGUAGCUUCCGAGACCAAGCCAAAGUCUGCGACACGUCGCACCGCGUCACCCGACACAAGGUUUCCGGGGCAGGGUCGAACAAACAGCUCCCCCGCAAUCGUCGCAGGACCCUCAGCAGCCCAGGCCAGCAAACCGUUGGUGCCACACUCCAAGUCGUACAUAACACCAGCACCCAAGGCCGAGCCGACUCUCGGGUUCACCCUGGCGGAUAUUAUUGGUCAGCAAGAACGCGAGCAGGAAGCUGUAAAGGAAGCCGUUGCGAAGCGGUCACUCCAAGAGAUCCAACAAGAACAGGCGUUCCAAGAGUGGUGGGACCAGGAGAGCCGGCGGACACAGGAGGAGGAGGCCAGACGGAAGCAGAAGGAGACCAGAGAUAAGGAGAGCAAGGGGGCGCGACGAGGUCGGCGAGGCAGAGGGGGGAAGGCCAAGAAUGCCGGUGAAGCGGCAACAGAUGGUGGGCAAGGCGGCGGCGGAGGAGCCGGUGCCAACGCCAAUAGCCGGCCAUCGGUCAGUGGUCGAGGCGGAAGUGGUCGAGGAAGAGGGGGGAAGGGACGAGGUAAUAAAUCACAGGCCACGUGA
Messenger RNA from Fusarium keratoplasticum, 4740 nucleotides. RefSeq names its product BTB domain-containing protein. Gene Ontology annotation, molecular function: protein binding. The transcript has 2 exons. The coding region runs from base 1 to 4740 and encodes 1579 amino acids. The record is from RefSeq and is a predicted model, not a curated record. NCBI's taxonomy places the organism in Eukaryota, Fungi, Ascomycota, Sordariomycetes, Hypocreales, Nectriaceae.